AUGGCCCAAUCUCGUUGUUAUGACGCGAACGACACCCUCGAAUACAUCAUUGGCGACGAUGGCGAAGAGUAUGAAUACGAAGGAGAAGCGCCUGACCUAUCGAUGGGAUCACACCCCACCUAUCCUCCGAGGCUCAGCUCGAGGGGAAUAGACCCCGGCUCUUUCUCUGCAUCUCACCCAACACAGACUGGUCUGCCCGAGGAUACCCCACUGCAAGCUUCUUUCAACCAUAGCACCCCCGGCCCCCAUCACAUUCCUACUGGUGUGUCGCACAACAACUAUAUGGACGUUCGAAUUGAAGAGAGAUUCACCUAUCGCGAAUCUUAUCAUUCCACAGAAAUGUCAGUGGCUGAUGGAUUCUUCACCUCUGCUGUUCAAAGCCAGAGUGGGUCAGGUGGACCUUUGAUAACUACAAAGAAUCACGUUGAUUAUACGAAGCCAGAAUACGAUUGGGAAAGCCAACCAUUGCCUUCACCGGCAUCAACUACUGGAGGGUCUGCAGGGAAGUCGAGCAAGGCUCUCAAGAAGAAGAAGAGCUUGUUAAGCUUGUUCGGAAAGUAA
Messenger RNA from Cryptococcus wingfieldii CBS 7118, 561 nucleotides. RefSeq lists its product as hypothetical. NCBI's taxonomy places the organism in Eukaryota, Fungi, Basidiomycota, Tremellomycetes, Tremellales, Cryptococcaceae. The transcript is spliced from 2 exons. The record is from RefSeq and is a predicted model, not a curated record. Bases 1 to 561 code for a protein of 186 amino acids.